AUGAAAGUGAACUAUAAGCCAGAAUUAACUCAUAGAACAAUGGCUGAGAGAGUAGACUUGCAGAAGAGGCUAAAGCGAUGCCAAAAAAAGAUAGUACAGAUAAUGCCUGUACUCAAUAAGUACAUCCGAGGUCCAAUUACAAAGCAAAAGCUUAUGGACUUCAUUCAAUACUUUAAUGCCCCAAUGCUUAAAAAAUUGGAUAGAAUGGCUAUGCGCCAAAAGCCUGCCUUAAUUUGCUGGCUAUCUGAAAACUGGGAUUCAUUUGAAAAUGCAUUCAAUCAAGAAGCUCCAGCCCCUGUUCCGCCUAAAGAGCCCUUGAUUGUUAGUGAUAUUGAUAUUGAUAGGAUUUUCACCAGUAUUGACACUGAAUCCCUCUUCGAAAUAGACUAUUCUGCUCCAAACGAGCUUCGAUCUUACUUAUAA
Trichomonas vaginalis G3 is the source of this 423-nucleotide messenger RNA. RefSeq lists its product as uncharacterized. The record is from RefSeq and is a predicted model, not a curated record. NCBI's taxonomy places the organism in Eukaryota, Parabasalia, Trichomonadida, Trichomonadidae. The transcript has a single exon. The coding region runs from base 1 to 423 and encodes 140 amino acids.